Folsomia candida is the source of this 1292-nucleotide messenger RNA. It is a transcript of the gene san, whose product is annotated as N-alpha-acetyltransferase 50. NCBI's taxonomy places the organism in Eukaryota, Metazoa, Arthropoda, Collembola, Entomobryomorpha, Isotomidae. Gene Ontology annotation, biological process: mitotic sister chromatid cohesion. The record is from RefSeq and is a predicted model, not a curated record. Gene Ontology annotation, cellular component: NatA complex. The coding region runs from base 319 to 921 and encodes 200 amino acids. The transcript is spliced from 5 exons. Gene Ontology annotation, molecular function: acyltransferase activity, transferring groups other than amino-acyl groups.
CACUUCUCUUCCUUGCCUGCGUUAAGGAUAACCAAACCAGAGCCUACUGACGACGACGACAACUGACCUCACUCAUUUUUUUGAAAAAUAUUCCCCCAAAAACAACUAGUGUUGAAAGACUGGGCAAAGGUACGAGUUAAGUCCCUGACCACAAGAGGAUGCAAUUCCAGUGAGACGUUCUCCUCCAUUCUUUGUUUUCCUUUGUGUGUUCAGUUUUCAUCUGAAAAUUUGUGGUGACGAUUACACCUGGGAAUAGUCUAGAAAUUUAAGAUUUUUAGUUGGCAAUCCCAGUGGGAGCACCGUCGUCGGCACAUAAAUAUGACCUUGGGUGGAGGCAGAACGGCGCUGGGUGAGGUGACUACCCACAAUAUAAAGCAACUUAAAAAGUUGAACUCUGUUGUCUUUCCUGUCAGCUAUAAUGACAAAUUUUACAAAGACGUUCUUCAAGCUGGAGAGCUAGCUCGCCUUGCAUAUUACAAUGAUGUCGUGGUGGGAGGAGUUUGUUGCAGAAUAGACCUUUCAGAGGGUCAACGACGCUUGUACAUAAUGACUUUAGGAUGCCUAGCUCCAUAUCGACGACUAGGAAUAGGAAGAUUAAUGUUGGAUCAUGUACUUCAAUACGUAGAAAAAGAUGGAAGCUUUGAUUCAAUCUUUUUACAUGUCCAAGUCAACAAUGAAAGUGCGAUUUCGUUUUAUCAAAAAUUUGGAUUCAGCAUCGUGGAAACAAAACCUGCUUAUUAUAAAAGGAUUGAACCUGCAGAUGCUCAUGUUUUGUUACGUGCAGAACAGAAGACGUUAAGGAAAACUAAUGAAGAACAAGUGAACCAUCCAACUGUGAACGGCACUAUGUCAAAUGGUCCAACAACUAACAACUCUAAUCAUCAUAACCCUCAUCAACAUUAUAAUGGCCGUGCAAAAUAAUAGGAAUCCAAUGGAUCAUCAACUCGCAUUUAAUUAGAUAAUUUUUUCGUUGCAUCAAUCAUAUUGUUGUAUUAAUAACCUCCUCCCUCCUGCGUUGCUCCAUGUACCUAUGUACUGCAUUUAACAACACGUGUUUAAUGUUGCCUAAAUUUUUAAACCUGCAUAUUGUGUUUUAAGUGAUUUGCAGAUUUUAACUGAUUUUGUCUCCUACACAGCAAACAGUGUCAACGGUGUUCGAUUUUAAUAAGUACUUUUUGUACCAAGUCAGUGGUAAUUGAUGAAACAUAAAGAAAAACCUGAUUGUAAUAAUCUUAAGAUAAAAUUAAAGAAACGAUCGAAUAAAUAAAAUGAUGCAAGUAACAUACAUAGAA